This is a messenger RNA of Medioppia subpectinata, 872 nucleotides long. Lineage: Eukaryota; Metazoa; Arthropoda; Arachnida; Sarcoptiformes; Oppiidae. The record is from the annotation of a GenBank genome assembly.
GAAUGAACACUUGAAUUACAGAAAAGAUGGCAUUUCCAACAUUGAACGCAUUUGAAGAAUCUUCUGCUAUAUCUGUGGCAAUGGUUACAGAAUUGAGGCAAAAAUUUCUGGAAAUUGUGUCCAAAAACCCGGAACUAUAUUAUGAUAAAGAUAUUGAUAAAAUCAAAUCCGACGACUGGUCUCUCAAACGAUUUUUAAACCAAAAUAAGUGCAAUGAAGAGAAGGCAUUGGAAAGUAUUGACAAAGCCAUGAAAUGGAGGAAAUCGUUUGGUGUCUUGGAAUUAAGUGAUAAGGAUUUUCCCAAACAAUUCUUCCAAAGCGCGCCUCUGUUUCUGUACGGACAGGAUCUCAAUGGUUCACAACUACUAAUAAUGAGAGCAAAAGUUAGUCGCAAAAUCAAGUCUUGGAUACCAACCGCUCAGAAAUUCUUCGUCUAUUUAGUGGAAAAGGCGGAGACUAUGAAUAAGGGAAAAGGCGCAACUCUAUUACUGGACUGUAAGGACUCCGGAGUGAAAAACACAGACAUUGAUUUUAUGAAGUUUUCCUACCAUGUGCUCAAUGACUAUUAUCCGGGUUUAGUAAACGCGGGUUUAGUCUAUAAAUUACCGAAAGUGAUGGAAGCGGUGUAUAAAGCGGUUAAGUCGUGGCUCAAUGAAGAACAAGAGAAAUAUUGUUAUUUGAUUAGCAAGAAGAACAUUCACGAAUAUGUGGCCCAAAAUCAAUUGCCUGAUCUUUUAUUGGGCUUAAAUCAAGAACCAUAUCGUAAUAUACCGGACAACUCACCCACCGCUCAUGAAUUGGCCGAAAGAUUGGGCAUUAAAGUAGAAAAGGCCGACAAAUUGGUUAAACAUUUGGAGCCAUUCUUUAUCGAA